This is a messenger RNA of Perca flavescens (yellow perch), 1473 nucleotides long. RefSeq names its product putative adenosylhomocysteinase 3. Bases 1 to 1473 code for a protein of 490 amino acids. Gene Ontology annotation, biological process: L-methionine cycle. Gene Ontology annotation, cellular component: cytosol. The record is from RefSeq and is a predicted model, not a curated record. The transcript is spliced from 16 exons. NCBI's taxonomy places the organism in Eukaryota, Metazoa, Chordata, Actinopteri, Perciformes, Percidae.
AUGAAGAAAGUAUAUAGUCUACAAAUACAGUUCAAUGAACAGAAGCCAAAAUUCAACAAACAUUCUGCCGACACCAGUCGUCGCUCUCCGGCUGGUUCCAUCUCACAGUCUAUAGAUAGCUACAGUUCAGUUGACAGCGAGGAUGAGUCCUCUCCCAGAGACAAGCCUCAGAAGACCUCCAAAGGCCUUUCUGACUUCUGCAUCAAAAACAUAGAACAGGCUGAAUUUGGACGCAGAGAAAUAGAAGCUGCACAGCAAGAAAUGCCAGCACUGAUGGUCCUGAGGAAAAGAGCAUGUGGGGAGAAACCUCUUGCUGGUGCCAAAGUGGUGGGCUGCACACACAUCACUGCACAGACAGCGGUGUUGAUUGAGACUCUGUCUGUGUUGGGGGCUCAGUGUCGCUGGGCGGCCUGUAACAUCUUCUCCACUCACAAUGCUGUGGCUGCUGCUCUGGCUGAAAGAGGCACUUCAGUGUUUGCGUGGAGAGGAGAAUCAGAGGAAGACUUCUGGUGGUGUAUUGACCGAUGUGUCGGUGCUGAGACCUGGCAGCCCAACAUGAUUCUGGAUGAUGGAGGGGACCUGACCCACUGGAUCUAUAAGAAGCACCCAGGCCUGUUCAAGAAGAUCAUAGGCAUCGUGGAGGAAAGUGUGACAGGCAUCUAUCGGUUAUACCAGCUGUCAAAGGCAGGCAAGCUGUGUGUCCCGGCCAUGAACGUUAACGACUCGGUGACCAAGCAGAAAUUUGAAAACCUUUACUGCUGCAAGGAGUCCAUACUGGAUGGGUUGAAGAGAACCACUGACAUCAUGUUUGGAGGAAAACAGGUGGUGGUGUGCGGCUAUGGGGAGGUUGGCAAAGGUUGCUGUGCUGCCCUGAAAGCAUUGAGUGCUGUCGUAUAUGUCACAGAAGUGGAUCCCAUUUGUGCCGUUCAGGCCUGCAUGGAUGGCUUCAGAGUGAUUCAACUGAGUGAAGUGGUCAGACAGGCAGACAUGGUCAUCACCUGCACAGGCAAUAAAAACGUGGUAGAGAGGGAACAUCUGGACAGAAUGAAGAGCGGCUGCAUCGUCUGCAACAUGGGACACUGCAGCACCGAGAUAGAUUUGUUGAGUCUGCGGACUGCAGAGCUGAGGUGGGAGCGUGUGAGGCCUAAGGUGGACCAUGUUAUCUGGCCUGACGGCAAGAGAAUCGUCCUGUUGGCCGAGGGCCGUUUGUUGAAUCUGAGCUGCUCCACAGUGCCCUUAUUUGUCCUCUCCAUCACCGCUACAACUCAGGCUAUGGCUCUCAUAGAGCUGUACAGUGCUCCAGAAGGACGUUACAAACAGGACGUCUACCUGCUGCCAAAGAAGAUGGAUGAAUAUGUGGCCAGUCUUCACCUGCAGACAUUUGACGCUCACCUCACAGAGCUGACUGGUGAACAGGCCAAGUACCUGGGCAUCAGCAAACACGGACCCUUCAAACCAAACUACUACAAGUGA